Conger conger (European conger) is the source of this 3034-nucleotide messenger RNA. RefSeq lists its product as uncharacterized. The record is from RefSeq and is a predicted model, not a curated record. Bases 170 to 1279 code for a protein of 369 amino acids. The transcript has 10 exons. NCBI's taxonomy places the organism in Eukaryota, Metazoa, Chordata, Actinopteri, Anguilliformes, Congridae.
GCCCGGCUUCCUGUGUGUUCUACUGGCUGACAAGUGCGCAGCUGUCGCGAUGGCUGAGAGCCUCAAUCCUGUGGAUGCACAAUAACCUUGACUAGCUACUACCAUUCCCAAUGAACAAGGCACUGUCCAUUGGGUUUGUGUCUCUGGUGAAGUAAAUGCAAAAACAAAAAUGAUGGGGCUAAGGUACCAUAUUUCCCUGCCAAUGGCAGCUGGGGCUUUCUUUGUCAUUAUUCCUUACAGUAUCUCCCUCAUGGCCCAGUGGAUGUAUGGGUGGCCAAACAAACCAGGGUAUAAAAAAUACAUAGAGGCCCUAAGGCCAAGGCGGAUAUACUCUCUAACUAGAGCUAUUUUGGAAAUGCUGAAGUAUCUUCAGUAUGGGAAACUGUACUUUCAGUGGAAGUCAUGGUACAGUAAUACUGAUAACCAUAAACAUUAUGAAAAGGGUAUCAUUUUUGGCCGUCGUGGGAACAAAUUGGAUUUGUACUAUGCUCCAAAUGUGGACCAUUCCAGUGGUGUUGCUACACCUGUGGUUGUUUUUGUAUACGGAGGUGCAUGGGGUUCAGGAGAGCGAGCCAUAUACUGUCUGCUGGCCUUGCAAAUGGCAAAAGAACUCAAUGCCACUGUGGUCUGCCCAGAUUAUGCCACCUAUCCAAAGGGGACAGUUUUACAUAUGGUUCAAGAUAUUGCUGAUUGUCUCGGUUGGAUAGGGGACAAUGGGCAUAAGUUCAGUAUGGACAAAGACAAUAUUGUAUUGAUUGGCCACUCAGCGGGUGCUCACUUGUGUGCACUGACUACCCUCUUUCUGGUGGAAGGAAUGGAAGAGCUGGCAAUAGAAGUGGCCAAACAGAAGGAAAUUGCCCAGUCAAUCAAAGGAGUCACAGGAUUGAGCGGUGUUUACAAUAUACUGGACCAUUACCAGCAUGAGAAGAUGCGAGGAAUUGAGUAUGUUUCCACAAUGCACAAAGCCAUGGGCGGUGUGGAGAACUUUGAAUUUUACUCACCUACAGAUUUUCUAAAGAUACUCACCGAGGACAAGCACAAGAGAAUGCCCCCCUUCUGCUUGAUCCAUGGAACAAAUGACAUCAUCGUGCCCAUGGAGUCCUCCAUCAGGUUCUCAGAGGUCCUUGCCUCUGUGUCUGUGAAGGUGUCUCUUCACCUCCUGCCUAAAAUGGACCACACAGAGAUUGUCACUGAUCUCAUGGCCCCAGACAGACACUUCUACCACACUGUCUAUGGCUGUGUCAAAGAGGAGUAUAGCAAGUUCCAGGGGAAAUGCUGAAAAACACCCUUUUCUGUUUUAACACUCCUUUCCUGCAAUGUUAUAUUUCUUCAUGCACUGUGUUGAUGUGGAACAAUAGCAUCACCAUUUUAACAAUUGUAUUGACCAUAUUUACAGUAUUAGUUAUCUGAGCACUUUUUGUUUGAAUGUGUUAAUAUUUAUUUUCCUUGGUGUUACUUUGAAUAUUCUCAGGCCUGCUGUUGCAUUGAACAAAUCUGCCCAUUUUACUUGCCUGUUGUUUUGUAAUUUUGCAUUCAAUGGCUGAAACGAGCAUUAUGUUGAAGGAUACCACAGAGCAUAAUGAUUUGCAUGCAUUUAUACAGUUUUUCCAAAACUCAGCUUCCCCCGAAGUAAAUGUGUUUGCUAAUGUAAACAGAUUUUUUACAUUUAUUCCUGGAUAUUAGCAGUUAUCUGUUGCAGGUAAAUUCCGUGCUCAACGUUUUGUGAAAAUGUUGCACACCUUGCAUCACCAAAGGUGACAGGAUUUCUUGGGAGCAGCAUAUAGUUUAUAAUUUGAAAGCUAAUAACUAAUAUAUAUUAGCUAUAGGAAAUAUAAUGCUGGCCACUGAAGUGCUUCCUGAAGUAAGCUCAAGAGUGUUGCUUCCUUGAAUCAAUGUAAUAUGGUUCCAGUAUAAGAUGAAGGCAGUCAAAAUGACAAAAUACUUUUCAAGAUGUAUGGUUAUCAUACUAUUGUACUUUACACUUUACUCAAAAUGAAUGCAAGAGCAUUUAUUUCAGAACUAGUAUACACAAAUAGUGUAUCCUAUUAUGCAGGAUUUUUUUAGUAGAAAUGCUGCCUUCAUCAUUGAACCUAUGUGCUGAAUUAUGUAUUUAACACUGUGUUCCUGUUUUUGUUUUGCUUAUUUAUUUCUGCUAUUUCAUUUAUCUUAUUCAAACAGGACAAGGUGAACUGUAUUCUGCAUGUUUUAUUGUAUUGUAUUUUAAGGUAUGUCUACUACAGAAACCACACAGACCAUGCUUCUCAACUUCAGUUCAGAUUCCAGCUCAUUUACAUUACAUUACAUUAACUUUUAGACAUUUCAAAGAACACUGACUUACACUGUUUUAAUUACUUUUACUUUACAAGUGUAGCACCAGCAAAUCAUGAAAUUAUUUCCGGUAAGGCAGGUGAUGUAUAAAAAUGUUACCAGCCUGAUGAACCUCAAAUUUACUGAACUUGAAAUUUGAGGUUCAUCUGUUUUCUCUGCCUGAAUCUCCUUUCAUUCCAUUUCUGCUGAAAUAUUCCUGCAUUAUGACUUCAAUGGUCCAAUUUCCAAUUGGGAAAGAAGAGAUAGAUUAAUUGUUUGAUUGUUUGAUACAUUAAUUGAUUGAUUGUAUUAUUGAUUGAUUGUAUUAUUGAUAGAUUUAUUUUUGGAUUUCUUUAAUUAUUGAUUGUAUUAUUGAUUGAUUGUGAUGCUUUAUGAGUGGGCUGCUGUGAAUCCUGACCGUCACAAUGAAAUGAAAUCAUGUCUCUUUAUUUGAACUGGGCAGGGUGAGGGCUGAGCUAAGUACUGUAUACCAGAAGCUGCAAGAUAUUUGACAGAAAUCUUCCAAACAAAUGCUAAUCUUCUAGCUUUUGUUGUUGAUAAUAAUGAUUAAACAAAUGAAAAAUAUAUUUGUGAUUUAUUCUUUGUGAAAUGAUCAAACAUGACUCCCUUUUUUGUUUCCUAUUAUUUAUGUUAUUAUGUAUCCGUAUUCAGUACAGUAUAUCAUUAUAAAUGUAUACAUUAAAUGUUCAAUGCUGCUUUCUUUAAA